CCGUUUAGUAUUUUUUUGGACUUAGAAUUGCCAGCGAUUCAUUUCAUUCAAAUUAACGUGCAACUAUCGUGAACUCAAUCGAACUGGUUCAUUUCAUCUUUCAUACAGGCCGCAUAGCAUUUUGUUUAUGUAAUUGUGCAACAGCUGUGAGAGAAUAUUAAAAACAUGUUCGGCCUAACGUUUCGCCAGUCCAUUCGAAUUUCAACGCAAAGUGUGAAUAAACUACUUAGCACAAGUGGCGUAUUAGUCAGUAGAAAUUUUCAAGCAAACAUGUCCCAAGAGCCGCAAUAUCCACCUAUAGAAACGGCCAUGAGGAAAGCCCUAACAGCGGAGCUAAAGCCGAUCUUUUUGGACGUUAGCAAUGAAUCGCCCAUGCACAACACACCGAAGCAGGCGGAAUCACACUUUCGUGUGCUCGUUGUAUCCGACAAAUUCAAUGAUUUGACGCUCAUUAAGCGCCAUCGACUGGUUAAUGACACAAUCAAGACGGCGUUAAAGGCGGCUGGGUUCGAAUUCAUGCAUGCCCUCUCUAUCGAGGCAAAAACACCUAAGCAAUGGGAGCCCGAGCAGGAACCAGAAAAAAGUCCACCCUGUUUGGGUGGGUUUGGUAAAUAAAUGGCUGUU
Messenger RNA from Drosophila hydei, 624 nucleotides. RefSeq names its product bolA-like protein DDB_G0274169. The record is from RefSeq and is a predicted model, not a curated record. Gene Ontology annotation, cellular component: mitochondrion. The transcript is spliced from 2 exons. Lineage: Eukaryota; Metazoa; Arthropoda; Insecta; Diptera; Drosophilidae. Bases 166 to 615 code for a protein of 149 amino acids.